AGAAAACUCCAGAAAACACAAGUAACAAGUAGACAUUUGCACUGUGCUGUCAUUUUAAUCUGUUUGAGCGGGGCAUGUGCGUUAAUUGCGUCAAAUAUUUUAACGUGAUUAAUUUAAAAAAUUAAUUACCGCCCGUUAACGCGAUCAUUUUGACAGCCCUAAAAAUAUAUAUUUUAAAUAGCAAAUAUGUUAAAGUUUUUAAGUAUGUAUCGAGUGGAACAUAAUAUUUAAUCAGACAAUGAGUAUAUAAAAAAAAUGUGAACGUAAAGUAAAAUAAAUUAAGGGUCAUUCAGGGGCCUCUAUGGUCCUGAGACCCGGUUGCGCACCUCUCCCCCCACCUCCCCCCACCGCACCCCACCCCCGCGGACGGGCUUGUCUGUUCCUGACGUUGUUUCGCUGUCAUGGUCAAUAAAGUUACAGCAAAAAAAACAAACAACAAAAACAAUACAUCUCAUUGGUUUUGCGAAUCACCUCAUAAAAACAAUGUCCCCAUUUAUCAUUUAUUUUUUUUAGCACAAUAUAAAAUACAGUAAAGCUUCCCGGGUUUCUAAUGUUCUGAAAUAUGACUUGAGCGUCAACGUCAAAGGCCUCCACGAAGAUGAGGGCGGGGUCCUAACUGCCGUUUUAGUAGUCCAUUAAAAUGCCCGAACUAAAACACUUCUUUUUUCCAAGAUGGCGUCGAUGAAGGACAGCGACACUGGCCUGUGGCUUCACAACAAACUGGGCUCCACGGACGAACUGUGGACGCCGCCGAGCAUCGCGUCGCUGCUCACCGUCUCCGUCAUCGACAACAUUCGCUUGUGCUUUUCCAGCUUGUCGCCGCCCGUCAAGCUCAAGUUGCUCCUGGGGAUGCUGCAUCUUCCCCGGCGGACCGUGGACGAGAUGAAGGAAGCUCUCUCGGAAAUCAUCCAGCUCGCGACGGUGGACUCGGAACCUUGGGUCCUGAUGGUGGCGGACAUCCUGAAAUCCUUCCCGGAGACGGGCUCCCUCAACCUGGAUCUGGAGGAGCAGAAUCCAAACGUGCAGGACAUCCUCGGCGAGCUCAGGGAGAAAGUGGGGGAGUGCGAGACGUCGGCCAUGCUUCCUCUGGAGUGCCAGUACCUAAACAAGAGCGCCUUGACCACCCUGGUGGGACCCCUGACGCCCCCGGUUAAACAUUUCCAGCUGAAGAGGAAGCCCAAGAGCGCCACCCUCAGAGCGGAGCUGUUGCAGAAAUCCACAGAGACUGCGCAGCAGUUGAAGAAGACUGCCGGAGUGCCUUUUCACGCCAAAGGGAGAGGUUUAGUCAAAAAGAUUGACACCACCACGCCUCUCAAAGGGAUCCCCAAGGCUCCAUUUCGCAGCCCGACAGCCCCGAGUAUGUUCAGCCCCCCCAGCAACCGUACCCCCAUCGCCCCAGCGCGCACACCCCUUCGCAAGGAGCGGGGGGUCAAGCUGUUGGAUAUCAAGGAGCUGAACAUGGUCGGAGCUGGAAGAGAGGCAAAAAGGCGGAGAAAGACUUUGGACACGGAAGCGGACGAGAAAGCAGCCAAAGAAGAAGCAGUUGUGGAAAACACCACACCGGAUUAUGCGGCAGGCCUCGUCUCUGCGCAGAAACUCGGGGCGCUUAAUGAGAACCCGCUACCGUCAACCAGCUACCUGCCGGCCACGCCCAGCAUGGUUCCUUCCUCCUCGUACAUUCCCAGCUCCGAGGCGCAACCAGCAAACGCGGGCGGUUCAGGCUGGGAUACGUUGCAGUCAACUCGCCAAUCGGAGGAGUCGGCGACGGCGGGCGCAGGCGCCCCCGCCGCUUCCCUCUCGGGCCAGUACAAGCAGAGGACGCCGAUGUACAACGCGAGCACCGCCGCCAACCCGGCAACACCGACGUCCCCCAGCACGCCUGCCUCCACGCCGGCCAGUAACGGGCCACCAGCCGCCGCCACCGCAGGUCAACCGGAGACGCCGGCUCAGCCGCCCAGCACGCCCCAGACGCCCACGCCCGCUCCUACGCCGCCUCAACCUCAGCCCAAGAAGAAUCUCUCGCUAACGAGGGACCAGAUGUACGCAGCUCAGGAGAUGUUCAAGACCGCCAACAAGGUCACCAGACCAGAGAAGGCCCUCAUUUUGGGGUUCAUGGCAGGAUCCAGAGAGAACCCAUGCCCGGAGCAAGGCGAAAUCAUCCAGAUCAAGCUGAGCGAGCACACGGAGGUGCUACCCAAAGCGGACGGCACCGGCAGCACCACCAUGCUGGUGGACACGGUCUUCGAAAUGAACUACUCCACGGGUCAGUGGACCCGCCUGAAAAAGUACAAGCCCAUCACCAACACAUCCUGAGAGCUGCGACAGGCGGACUUCACUCAAUCACCGUCACAUUCAAGAGUCGGAACCCAACCGAGCGCCCGGGGACCAAACUAAAGGAGAGAAGGUCCUUCCUCCGCGCGAGUUCACGCGGAAUCUUAUUUUCGUUCACCCCUUCGUUCUGUUCCGGCGUCGAGCGCUUCCUCCCCUUUUUUCCAAACAAAACAAAAUAAAGUGACCGCAGACUGUUAACACUUUUGUACGACUGGGAGUGAAUUCAAAGCAUGACUAGGAGUCUUGAGAAAAAAAAUCUCUUUAUUUGAAUUAAAUAGGACGUUAAUUCGAAAGCUGAUCACCUAAGAAGUUCCCAGAUUUGAAUAGCACUACGCCAUCAUUUAAAAUUUUAGUCAGUUACAUUCAGUGUCAUACUCUUUUGGCUACCAUCAACUGCGCUAGACGUCCAAUCCAACUAGUGAUGCUCAUUCCGACUCAAAGAAACAUCAGCUGGCGUGAGGUUCCCUCCAGCCUCCGAAAGCCUUCUCCAAGUACAGCGCCACGGCGAGGGGCAACCGGUCCUGAAGCUUCCCGCUCACCACCUGCACCCCCAUGGGAAGACCGUCCUUGUUUAGCCCCAAAGGACACUGGGUGACCGGCAAACCCAGAACGUUCAAGAUCCCUAGGGAAAGAAAACUAUUUAUAUAUCGACACAAGACCACCAACGGUUCUCUAGCAUACCAGUGUAGGCGAAGUCCAGGGGUCUAAAAAGCAGGUGGUGGUGCUUGGGGGCUACCCUAGGAUGCGACGGGUAAAAAAGCACCCCGUCGGUACCCAGCAGAUCGUCCACAUCCUUCUGGAGUUUUUCCUUCAUCUUGAUGAGGAAGCUGGAAUGACCGGAAGCCGACUUCAUCUCCAUGAUGGCUAGACCUUCAAACAAAGUAGAGUCAAACCAUGAAGACGAUUCUGUUUAGACAUUGAUCUGCGCUCACUGAUGGCGGCGACGGUAUGGUCGGAUUUUCCCAGCAUGCUUUUCAACGCCUCCCACAAGGGCCACACCGGCCGGCCCGGCUUUCCCAACUCCACGGCGAACGGAACCGGAGGCUGCAAGUGGAGAGUUAAUCGUUGAAUCGGCCAGGGUACGGUUCUACAUCUCCUCGCACCUUGCCCUCUUUGUCCGGAAGACUCAUGUAGGCGUCCCAGAUUCGGAAGCCAUACCGGAACUCGGGGAAGCGCACCUCUUGGACCGACACCCCUAGAUCCGCUUGGAGUCGCUCCACAACCUGAAUAGGAACAAGAGUUGAAAAGCAGUUUAAAGUUCUGUGCGGUACUUGUUUUGCGCUAACAGCAGGGGUUCAACAGGAUCCGGCACUUCUUGAUGUUGGCCUCCCUGUGUUCCGGGACUCAUUUGGGCAGAUCCGGCACCUCUUGUGUAUAGAAAACAAUAAUAUAAAAACGUUUUUUAAAAAUGUAUAAAAAAAUUGAUAUCCAUUAGGGUUGUUCCGAUCAUGUUUUUUUGCUCCCGAUCGUUUUAGUUUGAGUAUCUGCCGAUCCCGAUAUUUCCCGAUCCGAUUGCUUUUUUUUGCUCCCGAUUCAAUUCCAAUCAUUCCCGAUAAUUUUUCCCGAUCAUAUACAUUUUGGCAAUGCAUUAAGAAAAAAAUGAAUAAAACUCGGACGAAUAUAUACAUUCAACAUACAGUACAUAAGUACUGUAUUUGUUUAUUAUGACAAUCCUCAAGAUGGCAUUUACAUUAUUAACAUUCUUUCUGUGAGAGGGAUCCACGGAUAGAUAGACUUGUAAUUCUUAAAGGAUAAAUGUGACUUUGUAUAUUGUGACUAAAUAUUGCCAUCUAGUGUAUUUGUUGAGCUUUCAGUAAAUGAUACUGUAGCCAUGCCCAAAUGCAUGAUGGGAAGUGCAACUAUGACUGUGCGUA
Messenger RNA from Corythoichthys intestinalis (scribbled pipefish), 4205 nucleotides. It is a transcript of the gene nelfa, whose product is annotated as negative elongation factor complex member A. The coding region runs from base 673 to 2313 and encodes 546 amino acids. Lineage: Eukaryota; Metazoa; Chordata; Actinopteri; Syngnathiformes; Syngnathidae. The transcript is spliced from 11 exons. The record is from RefSeq and is a predicted model, not a curated record. Gene Ontology annotation, biological process: negative regulation of transcription elongation by RNA polymerase II. Gene Ontology annotation, cellular component: NELF complex.